CAGGGCUUGGUUCUGUCAGGCUUCAUCCUCAUAAAAAGCCAAGGCUGCCAUUGGAGAGCCCCCGUUGGCAAGAGCGAGCAGGACGCAGACGCAGGAGAUAUCGCAGGAAGGCGCCGACGAAACGCACCGUCCAUCACUUCAGCUGAUGUAACCAGACAGCGUAUGUUGGAGUCAGUUAUUUUGCAAUAGCAACUUCGUUAUAAUAAGAGACAAAAGAAGGCGAGAAAAUGGGACAUACCGCAUUACCUAUAUUGCUGGCUGUGAUGUCCUACUGCGUGUGGGAAAACGUCGAGGCUCUGGCCAUGGCCGAGGUGAACGGGCCAGGCCCCCAGGUGGUAGAGCCACAGAUUGCCAUGUUCUGCGGCCGUCAGCUCAUGCACAUGAACCUACAGACCGGGCAGUGGGAGCCGGAUCCUCAGGGCCGACAGGGGUGCUUCAAAGAGCCCAGCGAAAUCCUGUCCUACUGUCAGGAGAUGUACCCAGCGCUUACGAUCUCCCAUAUAGAGGAGUCGAAAAGACCUGCCCCCAUCCACGCCUGGUGUAAGAAAGGUUGGGGCCACUGCCAGACACAUUCCUUCAUAGUCCUGCCCUACCGCUGUCUAGAAGGCGAGUACGUAAGCGAGGCCCUGCUGGUGCCUGACCGAUGCCGAUUCCUUCACCAGGAGCAGAUGGACGCCUGCGAGAGUUAUGUCUACUGGCGCAACAUUGCCAAGGAGGAGUGCACUGCAGACAAUCUGGAGCUCCACAGCUACGGGAUGCUGCUGCCCUGUGGAGACCAUUUCCGCGGGGUGGAGUACGUGUGCUGCCCAGGCCGAGGGAGUUCCAGUGGUAAAGGGGAGGCAGAGGAGAGAGACAUCUCUGCUGGCCCUCAGACAUUCACAUCCCAGACCAGUGGAAAACCUAAUUCUGUUACCAAAGUAACAGCCCCCACACCAAGCCCCUCACCCGACACAGAUUUGGAUGAGGCCGGCAUGGUGGACGAGGAUGAUGAAGUGGUGGAAGAAGAGGAGGAGGAAGAGGAGGAGGAGGAAGUGGAUGAAGAGGAAGCAGAAGAGGAAGAGGAAGAGGAGGCAAUAGCUGUGAAAGAUCCAGAGGAGUAUGAAUACCCUAUUGACUCAGGUCCCUACCAGACAUCAGACUAUCUGGACUCUUUCUACGAGAAAAGCCACAAACCCACCACAUCAUCACCUCUGAAGGGAGACAUGACUACGCCUCGGCCCACAGAUGGUGUCGAUGUUUAUUUUGAGAAGCCGGUGGAUGACACUGAGCAUGCCAACUUCCUGCGUGCCAAAACAGACCUGGAGGAACGCAGAAUGAAGCGCAUCAAUGAGAUCAUGAAGGAAUGGGCAGAGGCUGACAACCAGUCAAAGAAUCUACCAAAGACAGAGCGACAGGCCCUGAAUGAGCACUUCCAGUCUGUGCUGCAGACACUGGAGGAGCAGGUCGCUGGAGAGAGGCAGAGGCUGGUGGAGACUCACCUCGCCAGAGUUGAGGCCAUUCUCAACAACAACCGCCGCCUGGCUUUGGAGAACUACUUAACCGCUGUACAGUCUGACCCCCCUCAGCCAGAGCGCGUGCUGCAGGCUCUGAAGCGAUACAUGGCCGCGGAGCAGAAGGACCGCAGACACACACUCAGGCACUACCAGCAUAUUGUGGCUGUUGACCCCCAGAAGGCUGAGCAGAUGAAAUUCCAGGUGUACACACAUCUCCAUGUGAUUGAGGAGAGGAUGAACCAGAGUCUUGCACUGCUGUACAAGGAUCCUACUCUGGCUGAGGAGCUGCACAAUGAUAUCCAGGAGCUGGUCAAGGCAGAACGAGGAGACAUCAGUGAGCUCAUGACCACCUCCUUCUCUGAGACCCGCACUACCGAGGAGCUCCUGCCGGCCGAGAGUGAGGAAGAAAAGGACGAUGAGGAGGAAGAGGAGAGAGCCUUCCAGAACAGGCCUUAUCCUCCCCGCAUUGAACCACAGUCUAAUAAGAAAGUGUCUGCAGUUGAUGAAUAUGAUUAUACCACAUCUGAGAGACCCCCGACUUAUGAAUAUGAAGAAAAGAUCAACACCUCUGCAGAGCUCAAGCAGGUAGUCAACAAGCCUCCUGAGAUUGCGAGAGAUGAACUGCAACCUGAUGCCUUGGAGACGUUUAACCGUGGCGCCAUGGUGGGGUUGCUGGUGGUGGCUGUGGCGAUUGCCAUGGUGAUGGUAAUCAGCUUGCUGCUGGUGCGCAGGAAGCCAUAUGGCACUAUCAGUCAUGGCAUUGUAGAGCAGGUCGACCCCAUGCUGACGCCAGAAGAACGACAGCUCAACAAAAUGCAAAACCACGGCUACGAAAACCCUACCUACAAAUUCUUUGAACAGAUGAACUGAGGUACUGGGGCUGCCAACAAGUCAUGCCUGACCACUUGUUUUGUCCCCCUUCCCCCUCCCCCCUCCCCCACCCCACUCUUCCUUACAGUGGUGUCCCGGCUACACUCCCUCCCUGACGGAUUUAUGAUGUGUUGCAAACAUAAAGUAACUGAAUAAGUACGGGGUACAUCCCAAACCCAUUGUAAAUGACCAACAGCAACCUGUCAUCAUUACCAGAAUGUGAAUAAUGAGAUAUGAUACAAACUCACAUCACCUAUUGUAAUCUAUUACUCCUCUGGGUUAGAGUCUGAGGAUUGUUCGUUCCAUUAGCAGUGCCACAGCAUUUUCAUAAUCCUGAAAACAUUCACAUCAUAGACAGGAAAACCAUCCCAGUGGCAUGACUUGAUCUAUUGCUCCUCACUAGAAACUGAAGUUGAACGGUGCAUAAUGCUUUAUAGUAUUUAUUUUUCAGUAGUAGUCUAUUUGUUCAAAUUGUACCACAGUUAGAUAUAAUGUAUCUGUGUAGAUGAGUGUGAGUGACCACCUAGUUAAAUAAUGGUGUAAUUCUCAUUUUAAAAACCCACUCAGAGAUAAAAGGACAAUUACAAAGCUAAUUGUCAAACUUUACCUCCAUGAGCUACUGUAACAUUGGACAAUACCUCUAAUAUUAAGACAUGAGCAUUAAGUGAGGAUGUGGAGGUGUUUACCUUGGAAUGUGAGGGACAUUUAGGCUUUAAUUUAAAAUAGAAAAGGCCAAAAAAAGACCACACUAGUCAAUACAGAGCUGUGUGCUGGUGGUACAAAAAAAAACAUAAUGUUUUUGAAUUAUGAGGAUCUGCCCUCAAUAUUAUUAUUAUUGAUUAUUUGGCAAAAUAAACCAAAUAUUCCAUUUAGCUAAUUUAGUCAGUGAAUGAGUUUAUUUUAUUUGUACUGCUACCUAAAGAACUGUAAAACAGAAUAAUCAGAAGUCCGUUAUUUUAAUGAAAGCAUGACAACUUGGUGUAUGAUGCUGCUGUAUUUAUUUGUGUUGUUCCUGUCAUUGCUUUUGAAAAGUCGGAAAUGUCACCGUUCAAAAUGGACACUGUAAAUAACGUAAGAAAUACAUACGACUAGUUGUAGACAUUUCUAUGAUUAAUUUGCAUUGAUGUAAUGGAAUAAUGCAUAAAAAUAGUACAUUGUGCUGUUACAAGAAGGAGAAACAUUUUCCUAACAUGGCUGAUUGAAAACGGACUGUUGUAAAAACCAGCACAAGACAACGACACAGUAACUUCUUUCUGAAUGUAUUUAAGGUAGACGUUGAGAUUCCAUCUUUUUUUCAGUAACGCAUCCACCCCCCCCAGUAGACCUUAAUAGGAUUGGUGAAGUUCAAUGCAACCAACAGACAGACUACAUGCCUGAUUCCCUUCUCAUCACUUCCUGUAGCAGCCUGUUCAUUUUCAUUUAGGUGUGUAUCAGAGCAGAGGAACUUAAAGUCUCGGCAUAUUUUACAAGAAAUGGAGUAUAAAGAGGCCACAGCUAUAGUAAUGUGAAGUGUCGAUGUGUGUAGUUAAGUCCUAAAAACAAACCACACUCAGGCAUGAUAGUUGUAAACAUACUGUAUGUCUGUAAAUCUGCCAGUUUGACAUCUUUGGACUCCACAACAUUGAAUGUUAGUACUCUAUAGAUGCUAUAUUUAAGUUGUUCUCUUCAUAAACAGCAUUUCACUAAAUGACUCAUUGUAGUUUGUCAUAUUUAUGAUCAACAUAGUACCCUGUAUAGGUAAGUAAAAAAGGGACUGCCCCUUUUUUGUGGCUCAUUGUUAACUGCUUGGUGUGUCAGUUUGAUUUCCUUUAGCCACUUAAUUCUGUCAGACCCUCUUGGUUAAGAAAGGUCACGUAGUGGGAUGUUGUUUUUUGUUCACCAGUCUUUAACUUUAUGCUGUAGUAGAGAUAAUCCAUACCAAAAUCAGUUCAUAUUUUAUUUAUUUAUUAACUGGUGGAAGUUUGCUUUAAAAACCUGCAUUUGUCCAUUCAGAGAAAAAGUCGUUUACUUGUGUUUUUUUCUUUCUUUUUGUAAAGUUUGCUUUGAAAUGAGCAAAAGAGUCUGAGUAUUGGAGUUUUGAUUUAGCAUUAAUGUUCUGUUUCUCUCGUUAGGCAGGUUAAUUGCAAGUUGUGGUUGUGUUAUGACAGGUGAAGAGAAGUCAUAGCCCUUGUAUAAUUUGUACAGCUACGUUAGUGAAUGAAAACGUUGUAUGUUCACAGUUUAAGUCAGUUGAUCUUGUAAUGAUACUACUGAAACCAUAGAUGAGAAUAAGCUUGCCUGUGUUUCCCAAACCACUGAAGGUUUCCUACCAGCAUUUAGCAGACUUAGAAUGGUGUAUACUGUAGUUACUCAAAUCACAUUUGUACGUACGUCCUCUGUCGAAUUCUAGACUUCUUUGUUGGUCUGUCCCCUUACUUCCCAACAAAAUAUAAACAAUGUUAUUGAGAUUUUAAUUGCUGCAUUAUUGCCUUUUACAAUGCUGUGUUUUGGAUGUAAUUAUUCUGUAUUUUUUAUUUAUAUGUAAUAAUCAGUUGGAUCAAGGGUCAUGCUUUUCACCUGUAAUGUAAUUUUAGAAAACACUGACAAGUUUAUAAUGUUUGGAAAUGUGAAAUAUAGACAGACACAUGGCCUCUGCCUAAUUGAUAAGGAGUGGCACUAAGCACAAGUUGAACCAAAUUACUCCAUUUGUGUACAGGUUGCUAAAUGUUAGACAUUGAUUCUGUCUGUCUGAUUUCAAUUAUACUGCAUUGAUUCUAGGGAUGUUAAUAGCAUCAUUGAGAGAGCUGUUCUUCAUUUUCAUUCAGACCUUUAACCAAAGACAUGCUCCACAAAUAAGCAGACAGAUAUUCUAAUUUGGCAAAUGUUCUCUGUUGUAUAACUGUAUUUGCAAGCAAUCUGAGAAAUUAAAACUGGUCAAGCUAAUUAAUAGUGUAAUAAAAAAAAAAAAUGAAUGACCCAUAAAA
Messenger RNA from Lates calcarifer (barramundi perch), 5326 nucleotides. It is a transcript of the gene aplp1, whose product is annotated as amyloid beta (A4) precursor-like protein 1. Gene Ontology annotation, cellular component: plasma membrane; Golgi apparatus. Gene Ontology annotation, molecular function: alpha-2B adrenergic receptor binding; alpha-2C adrenergic receptor binding; alpha-2A adrenergic receptor binding. Gene Ontology annotation, biological process: axonogenesis; central nervous system development. NCBI's taxonomy places the organism in Eukaryota, Metazoa, Chordata, Actinopteri, Centropomidae. The transcript is spliced from 17 exons. The record is from RefSeq and is a predicted model, not a curated record. Bases 228 to 2363 code for a protein of 711 amino acids.